Messenger RNA from Podarcis lilfordi (Lilford's wall lizard), 20754 nucleotides. The record is from the annotation of a GenBank genome assembly. Lineage: Eukaryota; Metazoa; Chordata; Lepidosauria; Squamata; Lacertidae.
GCGGCGGCGGCGGCGAGGGCGAGCGGGGCGAAGCAGCAGCCGGAGGAGGCCGAGCAGCCGCCGGAGGUCCGCGUUGCGCGCCGCGCCCCGCCGGAGCUCCCCAUGAGCCUCAACGAGCACUCCAUGCAGGCGCUGUCCUGGCGGAAGCUCUACCUCAGCCGGGCCAAGCUCAAAGCCUCCAGCCGCACCUCGGCGCUGCUCUCCGGCUUCGCCAUGGUGAGCGCUCCCCCACCCGCCGCCCUGGACCGCCCUCUUUCCCUGUCCCUGCCGGGAGGGGAGCUCCUUUGGGGGCGCCCUCCGGCGGAGAACCGCUGCCUGCCCCCUUCCGCUCCGCGAACGUGUGAAUGCUCUGCUCCGAGUUCGGCUCUGGCCCGCGCGCGAGUGGUGCCGGCGGAGGAAGCAGUUAAGCCGAGAGCGCAGUAGGUGCUUUCGACAAACUGCUCAGUCUCUCUGCCCUGGCAUCCUCUUCCCUGCUGGAGAGGACAACGCCCGGCCUACCUUUGUGCGAGGGGGGCAAUUAGGUUGGAACUUUAUCCCAGCCCGUCCAUCGAGAAUUAAACCGUGCAAGGCCGGCCAAGAGUUUUGCUCCCCAGUUGCCCCAGCUUCCCUCCCGCAACUUUUGAAUUUGUGCAAUGCUUGUUAGACCGAUCCCGAGUUAACUGAUAGCGCUGCGGUGAGGCUUAGGAAACUGCCUUAUACCUCCGUAGAAGCCAACUCCAAGGGGUCGAAAUAGCCCCCCUCCAAAAAAAAAAAAAUUUGAGGAAGCCCCCCCCCCAUUGAUGCACAUUACCAUUCAAAUUGGGUGUGUGCACCACAUUUUGUGAUCGAUUAUGCAGAGCAGGGCUUACCUGCCCCUCCUCAUGUUUUAUUCAGAAUCGGGCCAUUUAUCCACAGAGCUCCAUACUGCCUGCUCUGAACAGCAGCCACUCUUAGGCCUUCUUCCCCUGCCUGGAGAUGUCUGGGAGAGAAGGGGGGGGCGCAGAUGCUCUGGCCCCAAGCUGCAGCCCUCCCAUAGGAGUCAACAGGGCAGGACUAGGUACCUGCAUGUGAAUAUGAACACCCAGCCACUCUCUUAGUCCGUUGAUCUAUGCCAGUUCCAGACACUCGCCUUGCAAAACUAUCCACAUUUACACAGCAGUAAAUUCCACCGAACUUCCUUAGACUUCUCAGUAAUCGUGCAGGGGGGUGUUGUGCAAUUUGCACUUCAGUGUGAGCAAAAGGAGGAAAGUGUGCAUGUAGGAAUGCGGUUGGUUCUUCAUGAUGCCACGAGAGAGGAAGAUUUGCAUCUCCUUGAACUUUCCUCCCAUAGUAGGAGUGAACUGUUGCCAGCCUUGUUUUGAGUGUAGCUGCAGAGACACGAUUACCCACAGGGAUAGAAGUGGACCCCUUCUCCACCCCCACAUUUCCCAAUGAGGAUGGGUGUUUUGGGGAAAGGGCUCAGUGGCAGAACAUGGCUUUGCAUGUAGAAGGCCUUGGGUUCAGUUCCUUGGCAUCUGGUUCUGUCCCUAGGGCUGCAAGUGCCCCCUGCCUGAAACCCUAGGAGCUGUUGCCAGUCAGUACCAGCAUAACUGAACUAGAUGGACCAAGUGUCUGACUUGAUAUAAGGCAACUUUCUAGGUUUCCUGUGCUAAUAAUAGUAAUAAUUAUUCAUAACUUAUGCUGCACGUUUCCUAAUGUGUACAGUGAACCAUUUUGUAAGUGAAGCUGCUUUGAGUGAUAGAGAUAAAUUCUUUGUCAAUGUUACUGGUGUUGUCCUGGUGUGGAACGAUUUGUAGUUGUAUUGUUACAGAUUCUGCCUAAGUGCCCAGAUGUCAUCAUCCCUGACUGUUGGUUAAGGGGGGGGGGCGUGCUUCCAACAGCAUCUGGGACCCAAAGUAGCCGAGACUGUUAGCGUAAUCUUCCAACCUUGGGGCAUUGCGCCCUUUUGGUCAGUGAGCAAGGAAAUGCACAAAAGUGUUUGCCUGCUGCGCCGUUAUCUGCAGUGUGAAUAAGCCUCCAGGAUGACAAGUUAACUGUGCCACGCACACCCUUCUUUUCUAAGCUGUUGUGCUUUGUGAACUGUGGAAAAUGGGCAGAGGGACAUGGACAGCCAUCAUGUUAAUUGGUUGCCCAACUUCCCCUAACCUUGAGGUCUUGCAUCUACAGUAGCUGCAUUUAUACUGCUUUAAUUAAAGCCUGUGCAUUUCCACCCCAGUGGCCCUGAAGCAACCUUCAGUGAAACCAAAGCAUGCUGCUAAAAUUCAGCCCAUGCUGCUGCAAUUGAGUUGUACAGCAGUUUACAUUUGCUGUCUAAAAAAUAAAACAGAUCAUAACAAACAUUUUGUCUCUGGGAGGGAAUUCCACAAACGGGGCAUAGUAAUGAGACUGCAAAUGUUCAGUUAUUACUUAGGUCUGUACUUAAACCUUCUCUUUCCAUAACUUUCUUUGCACUACCCACUUGGCUGUGGCGAGUCAGAAUCUCUCCCAGGUAACAUAAUGGGGAAGGGUUUGUAGCUAACAGCCCAUUGCUUGUUCCCAGUUAACAAUGAAAAGCAGACAGCUUUGACUUAUUGUGACUUGCCAAUGUGCCUGUAGCAUUCAAAGUACUUGCUGUUCAUUACCCCAGUAUGCUGCCCCCCCCCAUUGCAAAAGAUGAAGAAGAGAGGCUGGCGUCUGCCCACCAAAUCAGUUCAUGGCAGUUGCAGGCCAAAAUAUUUAAAGAGCACCAGUUGAUGAAGGCUGACUUUGGCGUAAUUUGAACUGGGGUCUUAGCAUAUAUUAUGUCUCAUGGGAGCUUCUGCUGACUAAAUCUCCCCGCAAAGAAUUCCAAAAAGUGGGGCUGGGGGCGGCACAAAGUACAUCUGCUGUUUUGCACCAUUGGCUAAGGUGGAUGGUGUAUAAACCCUUGGCAUCCGUUUGUGUGAUUAGGAAGGGGAUAAUGGACCAAAAUUUGUUCUGCCAGCAGCUAUUCUGGACAAAUCUCAGACACAAAAGCAGUUAGAGGAAAAAGAUGUUUUGAUUUUCGUUUGUCAUCCCUGAAACGCAGAGGCGUAAGAUUUGGGCUGCGGCCCCAGGGAAUUAGCCCCACAGAAGUCAAAUUGGCAAGGCAUCGUAGCUAAGAGGAUGAACUAAUCGAAUCUCAUCCUUGCUGCAAAGUCAGUGCACUAUUUUAGGCAGGACUCUCCUCACGCUUUCUGUUAGCUUCAACCUCCCCAUUUGCUGUAUGAGGAUAAAAAUACUGACCUGCCUUCAGUAAUGUGGGUGGAAAAUUUUCCAGGGCUUAAUUUUUCUGCAGAAAACGUUCUUCUAUUUCAUCAGCAGCAAUGAGUGCCUGCCAACAGCAAAUGCAACAUCAGGCGAGGCUGGCAGCUCCGGAGUUUUAGCUUUGUUUACUAAAUUCAGGUAAAAUAAAAAUGGGAAACUAGAUCGCUCUCUAGGGGAGCAUUUUUUAAGCUGCAGGGUGGCAUUCCCUUCUGGGCACCUUUCCAGGGAUACAUGGGGAGCCAGUGGUCUGUGGGGCCAGAGGCAAAAAUGGACAGAUUGAGACCCUUUUCAGAGGCCCCCUCCCUCAAGGCAAACAAAGAAACAUUAUCCCCAUUCAGAACAUACCAGCCAGGUAGAAGGCCCAGAGCAGAGCAGGGGGGGGGGGGGAGAGAAUCUCAAAAGCUCAACAGAGAGCGGAAACUGAGAGCUGUGUUUGCCCCCCCCUGCUCCACCCCCCCCCCACCUGAGGUUCUCACCUCCUCCUCUUGGGCACCAGAAAGUUUUCCUGUGCAAACUGAACAAUUUCCAGUGCAAUUUCUUUGUGCAUAUAACCCAAGUUUGCACAGGACACCCCCCCCCCGAAAAAAAAGCUCACAUCACUACCCAACCUUAGAAGGCUGCUGUGCAGGUGGUGUGAGAUAAUGAAUUCAAAUUCAAUCUGCUAUGUUAGGUUUAGUUGGCUAAUUGCACCUAUUAACUAGUUUUUAGGUUUGCUGUAGCAGAAGCCCAGUGGAUGGUAUUGUGGGCUGCUGCGCCUUGUUUAGCAAACUGCCUUCAAAAAUGAAUGGGGGGGGAAGCUUGUCAGCUCUUCAGACCUCUUAUUCUGUUUUUAAAAUGCUGUGCAGGCUUUUUUUUUAAGGGGGGGUUUGAAUUGCAACUUACUGACUUUAAAAAAAAGAAAAUACUGCAACUCUCAAAACGGGAAGAAAACACACGAGGAUGCUGUUUCACAGCACAGCCUCUUCUGCAUGGCAGCUUGCUACUGGCCAGAUAAAUGUCAGUUGUUCUUCAACAGCUAAAAACAGGUUGUGGCUCUUGAAGGGUCUUUGCAGAAGGCUGGCGUCUGCUUGAUUGACGGGUGACUUGUGUUGCCUUGGGAGCCGCAAGCUGAACAUGUGAUGUCUCUGGAGCAAAGCAUUUUAAUUUCACAGCUGUGCAACCAUUUAAAAACCCCUUCGUUCCAAGUGUUGCACGAGAGCUCUUUCCCGGAUGCAUGUUUUAUAAGGGCAGGCGAAGAGCAAUGGAUCUGGGCUGUGCUUUCCCCCCUUACCUAAUGUUCUAGCGCAGGGAUGGGAGGAAGGUAGAUGAGGAUCUACCUGUAGAUCUCAUGGUGAUUUGCAGUAAGUAGAUCACCAAAGGCAUCUUGACUCCCAGUUGUUUAAAUAGCAACAGCUAAAUGACUCUUUCCACCAAAAUCAAGAAAAGGAACUGGGAGGGGGACCUUUGUGUAAAAGGCAGGAUUGUGAUCUCAGUUCAGUUCCAGUACCACAGACAAGCAUCUAGGCUCAGAAUGUUCACAGAGCCCCUUGUUCUUUGGAUGAAGGGUGGUAUGCAAAUAAUAAUAAUAAUAAUAAAUUUUUCUAACUCUGACUGGCAGAAGUUGCAGCUGAUGGUUUUUUGUUUUACUAAAACCCCAUCAAGGCUGACCCCUGAUAUAAUUCGUUUGGCACAUAGGUGGUUGUUGCAGAGAUUACUCCUCCCCAGGAGAUGUGCGGUGCCUGAGAAAGUGGCCUAAGAGGAAAAGACUCAACCUGGGGGACUCCCCCCUCCCCAAUACCUGAUUUUAAACUGCAAAGGCAGAGAAUUGACCAUGGGACCUUCUUUCUUCAAAUGAUGUGCUUCCCCACUGAAUUGUUUAGUUGCAGGCUGGAGUACAGCGUUAGAGCAGCAUGCGGAACAUCCCAGAUGCAAUUCUCAACAUCUCCAGUUGGGAAGCAUGUGCGUUCACAUGCUGUGGUCUGAACCUCUAGAGAAUCGCUGCCAUUCAACGUAGACUGUACUGCGCCGGAUGAGUAUGUGCCAUGUUAUGAAAGGGACUAGAGGCUAUUUAAUGUACUCAAGUUAUAUCUGUGAAAAGACUCUCAUAGUGCAAUUGAUGAAUGCUUUUGGCCUAAUUGGAAGGUAUGGGCAAUUCCAAAGGAUCAGAAUGAAGGGAACAUGUCCUGUUCCCCACCACCACCAUAAGUUCUCACACAUGUGUGUGUGCACACCGUGUUCCCCCAUUGGUUAACCCCUCUGCUCACUUGAAGGCACUCUUCCCAUACAAUUGCAGUCACGAACAGGAAGUUCAUGACCGUAACACUAGGGACUCAGCUACAUUAGUCAAAAACGAUGUUUUAAAUGUGUUAUAAACAUGUAACACCAGAUGGCACUGUUGAGCACAAAACUUUAUAUGAUUUUACAUAGGGUUUUUUUCUUUUGUCAUAACAAAUUAAUUUAUGACAUAUUUAUAGUGUUUUCCCUGUUUGUAGAUCCACCCUAAGCGUUCUUGCAGGAAAGCUAACUGCAUCGAAAUCAGGCAAAACUUACUUAAGAGAAAAUGUGCUUAGGAUGAGAACAUUAAUGUGAAAUUAUUUCUGCUUCAGAAAACCGAACAAUAAUACAACGUUAAAACAGUAGAGUUGCAGUUUUUUAAAAAACAAACCCUGCAGCAAUGUUAAAGAUCUAGAAGAUUUGCACAAAAAAGAACUUGAGAGAACGUGAAAUUCAGUCACAGGCAAGCCUUCCUGGAGAAACCAUGAAAAAGGAUAAAUGGUGAUGCUACCCAAAGCACCCUGUUCCUGAUAAGAUAUUCCUGGUCCAAGGGAUUUUGCUGCUUGGGACAGAGAACAAUCAAGAUGUGUAUUGCCCAAGACAAGGUUCAUGUGGGAGGAAGUUGAGCUUUAGACACCCAGGACCCCCAAGCACUGGAGGGCUUUGGUGGUUAAUUGACGUUGAUGGCCAUUGACUUGCUCCCAAGUCUUGCAGUAGGGAGCCAAGGGGCAAGUGGGACCCAGAAUGUAACUUUGGUUUCUGAUUAACUUCCUUGUCAGUUGGCUGGGUUCUCCUUUUCCAAGUAAAUGCCUCUCCCUUAAAGCUGGUUUCGAGAAGUUUCAGUUGGUGAAUUGCCUCCCUUCUGACUGAUGAGUUGCUUAGUUAGUCUGUUUAGAUUUAAAUGUCCAAAGCAAAAUCUAGUCUUGUUCCCCCGGAGUUUUGUUUUUGUUCAUUUUGUUUCUGAGAUGUGGAAGGAAGUGCGAGGGAUUUUUGUGUUUCAGAAACCAAAGCAGCGGGUCUUUCUUGGAAAGAGAAGCUGUCUUCAAUUGAUUUUUUCAUUCCCUGAAGCAGCAGCAUUGAAAGAUCCCUGGGGGGGGGGAGGGAGAGAGUCAGGGGGAACCCGUCGAUUAAACCAGCUAAAAGCUUUAUAUGUCUUCUGAUUGAAAUCAUUAGCAGCUUCCAACUCUGCUCUCCAUUCAAGCGAGAUGUGGGCAGACUUGAUAAAGUAGCAGUCUAUGUCUGUUUUCUUUGCCCUGAACUAGUAUCCUUCAGCUUUUUGCAUCCUAGAUGCACCCAGACAUGCACUGGGGACCUUAUUUCUGUUUUUAUUAAUCAUAUGUUUGUAUAGCUGUAUUGCUGCUGUUGUGAUUUGCCUUAGAUCAGGUCACAGCCCAGUAGAGCAGACAGCAGGAGCUGGCUCUCUCCAUGUGCCACGGGCCAACUUUUACAGGUGAGCAGGGCCACCCUCCUGUCAGUCACCUGACUUCACAUGUUGCCAGGUGACCUGUUUUGAGACUUGCACAGCACUGCGUAUGGAGCUAUGUAAGCCCCAACAAAGCUAAUCUUUGAGUGUUGUAUGGUGCCCAGUUCAGGUCCCUUUGGUCCACUGCAUAUAGGACAUUGUAGCUUGGCCAAAAUGGCCCUGUGAGCCAAAAGGGGACGACUGAGGGGGGGCUUAAUCUGGCCUGCAGACUGGAUGUUCUACGCCGCACCCUGCAGUAGAAGAUCCUUUCCCACCAGUCAAAGACCAUUGGCUUAAGCCAGCCAGGUAACCUCAUUCUUUGGAGUACAGAGUUAUCCAGCCUCUGGGAAUGAGGUCUACUUGGGUUCUUCCAAAUCACCAAAGAGCUUGUUGGUUUUUCUCAGCAGAAACAACGGAAGCAUCUGCCUGCGUCAGUUUUGGGAGGUUUCAGUUUCCUGUGCUUUUUACUCUGCGCAGCCAAUUAUUGUCUGUGGUUGGAAAUGGUUUCUGCCUGCUUCCCUUGGGCGCCCUUGUGAUAAGUGCGUCACAUCCCAAACCCCUCUUCAAGCAAAGUGACGCUGGCUUUUGUCCAAGGCACCAGCAAACGUUUCUGCCCAAAAUUGUCCUUAAGAAGUGUUUUCUACUUUCUCAGCUGGCGCUGCCGGUUGGGAGGCCCCGUUAUGCCAACUGGAGGGUUUCAUUGUAUAAUACUUGUUGUUCCACAUGGAAGUGAGCGCGAGUCGUUGGCAAGGAGUCCUGUUCCUGUAAGAGGGAGAAAUGGUUGCUGUUUAGCCAACUGGAGGCUGGCCUUGUUUUGUUUUUAAAAAGGAUGUGCGCUAUGAUGCAGCCCCUCCCCCCCCCCAAUAUCCUACAUUCUUCCUUCCUCCAAUAAAAUAUAGAACAUUUUAAAGGAACCGAAUGUGAUUCAUUGAAGCAUAGAAUUCUAGAGCAGGAAGGUGACGCAGAGGUCAUAUAAUUCAACCCCCUAAAUCAUUGAUCGCCGAAAAGGCAGACAGCCUCCUUUUGGGCAUUUUAUCCAUUUUAACAUCUUUUAUUACGUUAAUGGUUUCAAUAUUAACUACCUUGUCCUCAGUUUAUCUGGUGGCGAUUGGGCUUUGGGGCUCUAAAAGCAGGGCUUCUUUAGCUCUGUAGUACUUGGACUCCGCUGUGUUUUAUUAAAAGCUGUAUUUGCUGUUUUAUGUUUUGAUCAGUGUUUUGUCUGUGUCACCUGGUAGUUUCGGCACAUGGCAACUAAUAAAUUUUAGUCCCCUAUAUAUUUUGGAAAGCGAUUUGUUUCUCCGCUCGUUAUGCAUUUGGACAACUCCUGAGGUUUUCCAUGAUAAACCAUGAUGGGAGGUGCAACUUCAGUUUCAAGCUCCAGAUCAGAGGUUGUUUAAAAAAUAUUCUUUUUUUCUCCAUAUAACAAGUAAUAUUUGUUACUCAAAAAUUAUAUUCCCAUUCAACAAAACUAGUGACUUCCUGCUCACCCAACGUCAAUAUUUAUUACCCAAAUUACACACAGUUGCCUUUUAAGGUUCCAUCUUAUCUAAUUUCAUCCUUUUUAACACGUUUCUUAAUAUAUUCUGUUAUUUUCUUACACGUCAAGUCCCAUUUCCAGUCUUGUUUAAAAGAUUCUAAAGGUCCAUCUCAUAUCAUAGAAUGACCCUUCACAGUCCUUAAAUUUCCAACACCUGUUUGAUCCAUUUUUGUAUAUUUGAGCUAGCUUCUUUGGGGUUAAAUACCAUCUAGAUAUCACCUUGCAAUAUUUUCUUUUAAGACCUAACAUGCUGGAAAUUUCAUUCCUGUUUUCCAAAGCUUCUCCCAGGCAGAAAUCCAAAAAUAUUGGAGGAAAGUUUUUGAGGAGUCAUCUACAACAACUUCACAAGUGGUUAUCCUGUCUGCAGAAUUGGCCCUUCUGCGUCUGUUCAAAGACUGGAAUAGGGAACCUAAACACCAUGAGCAGAUUUUGCAUUUCCUUUUGGCUGCAAGGGCCACCAUUGCACAUUUUUGGAGCAAGUUUAAAACCAGAAUCUGAAGUAUUAGUAUCAGCAGAUUUACAGAAAUCGUUUGUUUGUCUAGCCUUAGCUAUUACAAAAUACAUAAAACAGAAUAAAAACCGGAAUUGAAUAUAUGACACAGUUAAAAUAAUUAUUCAAACCAGAUAUUCUGUCUGAUAAGAGUUUGCUCCCCUGAAGAAUUUAACUUGUCAUCCCCGCAAGUUUUCUCCUUCCAAACUGCCACUCUAGAAGCAAAUCAGACCACUUUUUCAGAGGUAUAGGGCGACCUGUCCCCUAAUAAAAAGUUAAAUCAAAUAUCCAAUCUAUCUCUCAACUGAGAGAUGUAAAUCUUUAAACAAGACUGCUCUUAAGUGCUCAUAGAUUGGACAAACAAGUAAGGAGGAGGGUAAAUCUUCAGGUACAUUACCCCACAUGGGCAAACUCUCUCUUCAUAGGGCAUCUGGCAAUAGCGUGGAACCACAGAGCUGUAAAGGCUUUCCUCCAUUUCACAUUUGAGAUGCUGAUUCCAUAGUGAGGGGACUGAGGGCAAGGGGUCUGAAUGGGUAGUUUGGCAUACAAAGCACAUUUGGAGAAGCUUGCAUACAAAAUAAAGGUAUUGUGCAAGCAAAGGGAACAUGGCCCAUUUCUGUCAAUAGGGCAGUGGCAUAGCGUGAGUUGCCAGCACCCGGGGCCGCGCGAAGGUGGAGAGGGGAGCGAGGGAGGGAACCAGACAGAGUACGCAUGCGCAUUCAACUGUCUAAUGAUGUCCAUGUCCCCCAGGAGAUUGUAGCCACAGAGAUAAGGGGGGGAAAGAGCUGUUCUGUUGUCUGGAGAAGUCACUUUCUGGUUUGCAUGGAAAAGAGACUUUGAUUCAGACUUUGAUUCGUUGAGCCUGGCUGGUGCUCUUGUGGUAUUUUGCAAAUGAAAACUUAAUAAAGAUCAUUUAUAUGUAUGUAUAAAAGUUUUCGCAUGAUAGUUCCUGAAAUCAAAGAGCAGAUUUUGGAAGGUGUUUGGGUAAAACUGAGUGCCAUUUUGAAUCGCCCUGAAAUCUUUUGAUGAAGGAUAGUAUAUAAAUCAAACAAACAAAUGGGAAGUAUAAGUUUUAAAGGCAAUUUUUUAAAAAGGGCAACUGAUUACUGCUUAACUCAAGAACAUAAUUACGCUGGGAAACGCCUUGGAUGAAAAAGGUUUCCACUUGCUGUUUGAAAGCCAGUUGGGAGGAUGGCAAGCAAACAUCCCUGGGCAGGGAGUUCCAUAGUUCCAGGAAGGCUCCCCAUUUGUUUUGCCACCUUCUUAUACUUCCGGCAGUGGUAUUCCAUAAGUGAGCGAUCUCCUGGCAUUUACUUAAGGUUUCCAGGCUGUUUGGAAGUCCAGGAGAUGCCGUGCUAGAAACUUACAAAGCAAACCUUGCCCCCUCCUGUUCCACCCUCCACCAGGACCUCCCUGCCUUGCUGGAUGGGCAGGAGGGGCCCUUGUGGAAUGCCAAAUAUUCCCUCUCUGCACUGGGAGGGGCACUGCCUUUGAUAAACCCAGCUUCUGUGCCAGCUCUGGCGAAAGAGACAAUUCUUAGCCCUUCACUGUGGAGCUUUCAAAGCAGAAAAAGGUUGUGUUAAUGGGUAAUGGGAAAGUAUUCCUUAAGUUUGCUUGAUGUGUGGCUUCCUUUGCAGAAAGCAGCCUUUGCCAACCUGGUGCCCUCCAGAUGUUUUGGGACUGCAGCUGUGCUGGCUGGCGGGAGUUGUAGUCCAGGCUGGCAAAUGCAGCUGGGAAUGAGAGAAAGCACAUGGCGUGGAAGAUGGUUGGGUGUGGUAUCUUCUGAGGCGCAAUGCAAGACACGUGCGAGAGCCGCUUUCAGCUAUGUAAAUAUCCUCCUUUCUGUCAUUUCAACUCAAAGGGAGGGGAAGUCCCAGCACUCUUCUCUCCGGCCACUGACCAAACUGCAGCCUCUUUGGAACAUGGCAUGCCUCCACGCCAGGCUCUGGCACAGCCCAGGUUUCAUGCUCUGGCCUGGAUGCGGCCCCUGAGGCCCCUUUUCUUGGCCCUCCGGACUCCCUGCAGGCCACGCCCUUUGCUAGCUCUGCACUGGACCUUCCUUGAGUGCAUUUCCCAGGCUGGAGUGUGUCUUCGAGCUCUGGCAAUUCCUCUCGCUUACCCAAAUGGACAGAGAGGCAUGCGUGGGAGCUGGCCUGCUGGACAAAGGUAGGGUCAGCCCAAGACAUUGCUGGCGCCUGAGGCAAACCACCAAAUGCCUUCCUCCCCAGGAAGAAGAGGUGAGCAAAGAUGUACAUCAGGAACAAGGGAGGAAUAAAGAUGUACACCAUGAACAUGGGUGGGAGGAGACCAGCAGCGCCUCUUAUUCGCAGCAUGGCUGGGGCAGCAUGGUGGGGGUUGCAGAGAAGGCAGCCCGGCCGACCAGUUUCCAAAUUCUUUUUAUUUAUUUUUCCAAAUUUUACGAAUUUAAUACAAUUUUUCCAAAAAUUGGUCUCCCACACUCUGUUCUUGGUGCAUCCAAGGUUUCCUCUUGUUGCUGCUUUAUUCUCCUAGUUGUUUCUAGUACACAUUCCAUUAUAUUACCAUCUUUUCGUUUUUUUUAAAAAAAACUUAUUUAUCCUUAAUCAUCAGCUAUCUCCAUAGUGUUGUGAACAGGGAUUUUGGGAAUGAUUCAUGUUGUUCUAUCCUUUCUGGAUGUCUCAUGACCAUAUUAUAAAGUCGUUGUGUUCCUUGUUAUAAACCAAGCACAGCCAGGAGUUGCAUCUUUCUGUUUCCCAAUGCCUUCCUUAGCAAUAAAACAAUUCAGUGUGGUGCAAGCAAAUUGUUAUCCGGAAAUCGUGCCCCAGAGAAAAAAGUUUGAGAACCCCUGGCUUAGGUCCAAGGGCUGAACUGUGACCUCUUGCUGCCUUUUCUCUCCCCUGCCUCCCAGGUGGCCAUGGUGGAAGUCCAGCUAGAUGCUGACCACGACUACCCACCGGGGCUCCUGAUUGCCUUCAGUGCCUGCACGACGGUGCUGGUGGCCGUCCACCUCUUCGCCCUGAUGGUCAGCACCUGCAUCCUCCCAAACAUCGAGGCCGUCAGCAACGUCCACAACCUCAACUCGGUCAAGGAGUCCCCCCACGAGCGCAUGCACCGCCACAUCGAGCUAGCCUGGGCUUUCUCCACCGUCAUUGGGACUCUGCUUUUCCUGGCCGAGGUGGUCCUCCUCUGCUGGGUGAAGUUCCACCCGUUGAAGAAGAAGAGCCCCGUCGAAGGUGGGAAGCCCAGCAACGUUACUGAGAGCUUCUCUGCCGGCGAGGCUGCUGCCAUCACCUCGACCUCCAUCAUGGUUCCCUUCGGGCUGAUUUUCAUAGUGUUUGCGGUCCACUUCUACCGGUCCUUGGUAACUCACAAGACAGACCGCCAGUUCCAGGAACUGAACGAACUGGCCGAGUUCGCGCGGCUCCAGGAUCAGCUGGACCACAGAGGCGACACCCUCCCACCUCCGGGCAGCCAUUUUGCAUAGAUACUCAAACUAUGAAAGUUUUUUUGUUGUUUUGUUUUUUAAAGCCAGCCCAAAUGUUUCUCCUGUGUUCUGUUGACUCCCUUCUUCGUGAAUUUGGCUGGCCUGGAAAGACAGAUUAGUAGUACUGCAUCCUAGCUCUCUAGUUCUUUUAAAAAAUAACAGUAAUGAUUCAAUGUGCUGUUCUUGCAGUGUUUUGAAGGACUGGCACCUGGAGGUUCAGGUGCUGGAGAGAGGAAUUCGGAAUCUCUCCUCCUGCCGCCUCCCGUCCUGUGGUCCAGAUCCUUGUCUUUAGACACUGAUUCAUCAUGAGGGGAAAUGGACAUUCUGUGCUCUCAGGUUGGGGGGUGGGCCUGUGGGGAGAAGGGAGGAAGUUAAGAGGUUUGUAAGGAAGUGCAGCAUUUUACUUUGACAUGUUUAGUAACUAGCAUUUGAGGGGGGGAUUGUUUGUUUCUCAGAUUCAUGCUGCAACAACCUGAAUUCAAACCUGCCUGAGAGAAUCGAGGAGCAAUCUUUUGUUUUUGGCGUGAUCCUGGGUUUCUUAAAACCCCAGGAGACAAGUAAGAAGUGGACACAGAGCUGUGUAGGCAACAUCUCCCUGGAGGACAGAAAAGCUCUUAGCCAGAAAAUUCAGUUUCCAAGUACCAUGACUUUUGAGAGAGAGAGAGAGAGAGAGAGAGAGAGAGAUUUCUAGGCUGCAGGAUGAGCACCCUAUUUAACUCUUCAGUUCACUUGAGUUGAAGCAGAAUUGAAUAGGAGAAACUGAGCACAUUGGCUUUAAGUUAGCAGGAUUUAUACAGUAAUUGGCGUUCUUUCCCGAAAAACAUGGGUCAUCUUUGAACACAUUUUGGCUUUUGUUUGUUUUAAAUAUAUCCAGCUCAUUUAUAUUCCAGGCCAGCACAUCCUAACCUUUGAGUGAGCCUCUUUGAACAUAAUGAGCUUAUUUGCACAUAAGCAUAGAAGAUUGUAGAACAGGGAUGGAGAGACCAGCGCGCCCAUCAGCCUCAGCCAGCACGGCCCAAUGGUCAGGAAGGAUGAUGGGAGUCCAGUGACAUCAUCAGGAAGCCCCCAGGCUCCCACCCCACCCCUGGGUUAUUGGGGAAAGUAAGUGUGAUCCUGACCCCACCCCCAACCCCAGGUUAGAAUGGAGAAUACCUUGGCAGCAAGAGCGCUGUCCCUGGGGCAGAAGUUAAUUGUUCCCUUCAUUAAGGCAUUUGCAUUUUGGAAGUGCCCCAAAUUCCUUUUGAGUCUUGUUGCUUGGAGGUUUUGUUAUGCUAGAACUUUUAUACAGGACUCUUGCAGUGGCAGCUAGUAAUGGCAUCACUUGACCACCACGGCAGCUGCGCUGCAAAUAGCAACCAUUUUCACUGCCUUGGUUAAAAUAGCCUUGGCAAACCGGUUCUGUUUCUGUAGUGUGUGCAGACCCUUGGUCCUGUGCUUCCCACCCGUAGACCCAAGGCCCUUGUUUUACUUUGGGAGAAAGUGUGUUUGGCUUACGAGCCAAAGUCUUCUUCUGCCUGUUCCUGAGGGCCAGGCUCAGCUCCCAGCAUGGCUUCCCUAGGAACACUAUAACCCAACUGUUGUUGUGAGUCAUGUUGGGGAUUUGAAAUGCAGUGUUUAAUUUAAAGCAAAGAAAUUAAUGCAGGAAGCUGCCUUGUCACUGGGCAGAGUAGUUUUCAGUUUGGCCCCCUCUUCCUGGCAACAGCCUUCCAGAGUCCCAGGGUUUCAAACAGAAGUCUGUGCCAGUCCCAGAUGGCGGGGAUUGAUGCUCUGCCACUGAGCUAAGGUCAUUGGACCUAUGUACAUGGUGCUUUAGAGAGCCCUGGGUGGGCAGGCCCCUUUGCCACGGGGCUUUUCAGCCCAAAACAGGCAUGGGGAAACAGCAAGGAAGAGAUAAAGGAGGCCAUGGUAAACAGGAAGAAAAUAUGAAUAUGUGAUUGUUUCUGUUGCACAUACUUGGUUACGGUAGGUAUUGUGGGUUGUUCCCAAAGGUUUGGCUUAACCCCCUGAUGACCCACAGCAACCUUCGCUAACAUCUGGUGCCUUCCAGAUGCUGUUGGACUGACAUCUGGGGGUGGCUCCAGGUGUGGGUGGAGGCUGCCUGUACAGGAUGGAUCCCUUGUCAGAUUCUGCCUAAAGCAAUUCCUUAAAACCUUUUUUCCAGAGGGACCCAUGUUCAUGUAUUGGCAGCAAAGCAACAAACGGUGUUGUGGCUGCCUAAAGCAACCAACACAUUUAUUAUGACAGAAGCUUCCAGGAACUGCAGUCGGCUUCCUCAGAUUCCUGGUGUUUGCUUUGGUGUGUGCUGUGCCCUUUGCGGGCAAGAGAGAAGGGAGACAGUGGAUGUGCUUUGUCUUCUCUCUCUCUCUCUCUCUCUCUCUCUCUCUCUCUCUCUCUCUUCCCCCCCCCCCCCAAUUUACUGCUGGACUUAACAGGGUUUGCACUUUGAAGCGGAAGUUUGGUGUUAAAAUUACUGCUGGACUAUCUGGGACUAAUUAACUGCUGUUUAUUUCUGCCUGGGAUGCUUGAAAGACAGUUCUAAGUGGGUCUGGACCAGCUCAUCAGCGUUGCUGUCGUCCAGUUUGAAGAAAUUGGGGACUUUUUGUUUUGGGUCUGUUUUUUCUUCUCUUCCAAAGUGCCUUGCAUUUCCCCUCGGCACCUGAGGGUACCGGGUGGAUCUUGCUUUGGCAGUUUACUCCCGCAGCAGGUUAACUUGCAGAAGUGAAGCACUUUUACUACUGAAGUGAACGCUGGAGCAAAGCUGCCCUCCAGAGACUGUUGGACUACAGUCGGGGAUAAUGGGAACUGUAGUAUCUAGAAGGCGUCAGGUUGAGGGAGGAAGUCUGCUGUAACCACAGAUGUUUCUAGACCAUUCACUUGGCUCCAGAAGUGAAUAUAUAUUAAUUUUUAAAAUAUCUUGGGGAAAUGUUUGGAUCAACAAAUGGUUACAAAACGAGAGUACCUAAUUUAUAUAUCAUUUAUAUGCCACUUUAAAAUAAAAAUAAUAACGAAUGAAUCAGAUUCUAAUCUGUAAUUUGCCGAAGGGACUCUGGCCUUCUAGAUGCUGUUUGACUACAGCUGCCCUGCCCAUUGGGCAUUCUGGCUGGGGCUGGCAGGAGCUGGAGUGCAUCAGCAUCCGGAGGGCCACAUGCUCCCCUUCUCUGCAGUAAGGGCCGUGGGUGGAAUCUGAAAUCUACUAGCUGUAUUUUUUUUCUUCCUUAUGCAACCUCUUCUGUGGUGUCUUGGAAAAUAUUUUCAGGUUCUUUAGGAACAUUAAUCUUUUGGAACUGAUGUGCGUUUACUUUUGGCACAUUGAAGUCUCUCUGUAUAGAAGUGUUUAUCAAGAAGGCUUUGAAAUGUAUUUUUGUGUUCUAUUUUUAUUUUAUUCUUAAGGGGCAAUCCUCAUUGCUUCAUUUUUGGAGUGUCAAAACACUGCUGGGCUCAGAGUUCUUCUCUGGGCAAAUGUCUUCAGUGCUUGUGAUGGGAGCCUGGAAUGCGGGAUGUGUUUGAAUUGGAGGGUUAUUUCAGGAUGUGUGUGUGUGUUAUCAAAGUACUGUGUUCUUUGUGUGACGGUGUUGCGUCUAGAAAAGGGGCGAGGAACCAGAAGCCCUCCAGAUGUUGCUAAGCUACAGCUCCCAUCAUUCCUGACCCUUGGCUGUGCUGACUCGCUUACAUAUUCUUUUUCUUUUUAAAGUCUCUAGCCCUCAUCGUUAACCAUAUUUUUUUCACAAACAAAAUGGCCCUCAUCGCGAUGAGAGAGAUAUUGGAAAAUGCAAGAGUCGGAUUUAGAUAGUCCCCACCUGUACUAAAAAGGAGACGCCCUGUAUUACAAUAUGUGCAUCUUCACUGAGCUAGUAAACUUCCCUAUACAGGGCUGGGAAAAUACUUGAAAUCAGUAGGUACCAGCAUCAAUUUUUUAUGUACUCAAGUUGGGGAGGGACCUUAGCUCUGUGGAAGAACACUUGCCUUGCAUGCAGAAGGCUGCAGCUUCAAUCCCUGACACCUCCAGGCGUUGCUGCUUAAAACCCCAGAGAUCCUCUCCUGGGCAGCGUAGAUCAGGGGUUCGCAGAUUCUGUUCAGGUGGUUCUGCAGCUGUGGCUUUGUGACAGGAUGCGUCGCAUUGAAUAUGUAUUUUUGUGGCUGCUUUUAUUUCUUAUAUACUGCAUUUUCUUGUAUUACAAUUUGCAUUCUUUGGAAUCAAAUCGCAAUACCAUUAAAUGCAAUAUAUAAGGGCAGGGAAAGUGACAAUAAAACUGCAAGUAAAACUCUUACAGCAUUUAGCACAGUGCAUUAUGAUUGCUACAACAGGCAGAAAAAUCAUGUCAAGAUGUUCCGCAAUUUUCAAGGGAGCGGGGGGGGGACCACUGAUGUAGACAAUACAGAGCUAGUUGAAAUGACUCUUUCUAUGUUCUUUUAGAAGCCACCUGAACUCAUUCCAUUUCUCUCCCUCUCCUAGUGCUCUUCCGAGAUUUUUUAUUUUUUGCAUUCAUGACAAUUUACCAACGAAGGCUGUUGUAGAAUAUGGCUGGUGCUUGUGGGAUCCGCUCUGUGGAUCUCGCACAUUCCUCUCCUAGGCUGGGUUUUGCAGAGAAAGCAAAAAGGGAGGAGAUGAGCCCAGGAGGAGAAACCUUCCCCAGCAGAGCAACUGAGGGAAGCUGCAGGUCUCGUCCUACUCCCCAGACUCCCGUUACCCAAAAGGAGAAGCAGGUGCCCAUCUUUUUUGCCAAGCUUGCUGGUUGCCUGGCCCAUCCCUUUUAGCGGCAAUGAGAAAUUGCAGCAGUGACCAGGAAACGGACCCUUCUUCCUUCCUCCAGUCUGUGCGGGUUUUUUUUAAUCCUAGCUCUAUAUCAUCUGUGUAGCUGGGGGUUGAAGGAGUUUGGACAGUGUUAUAUAUGCAUUCUUUAGCUUCCUAAAGAGCUUAGGAGGAGCCAUGUUAGCCUGCAGCAAACACAACCGAAAGAGCACGUUCACAGGACACACAGCCCAAACUUCCAGGAGACGAGCUUGCACCCGCUUUGCUCUCCCCUGUCCUUUGUGCUGCCACGCUGAGCCAAGCCACGGUUUGGCUGAGCAUGUCGCCCACACGGAGCCUUGGGGUUCAGCCCUCUUUCUAACCAUGACCUCUAGCCGAGAGCAGUAGGUCUGCAGCGAAAUGGACCAGGGAGGAGGAAAGUGGCUGCUGGCUUCUCUCCGGGACGAAGAGACCUGCACGGCCUUGCUAAGCCAGCCAACAGCAGCCAGGUAGCUUGGAGAUGUUUCAGACCACAGCUCUCACCAACUGCUGAGCCAACAUGGCCAAGCGAUGUCUUCACUGGUGCGAGUUGCAGCCCGAAAAAUCUGAAGGGCAGCAGCUCUGUACGACGCACUGCACCUUGCGAAUUGGGUCACAGCCCUGUAUUGUAAAAUGUUUGACAGUUUAGUUUUGGCAGAAGCCACAAACCUCAUGUUUGAAGAGACGGAUGCAGAGGGAAGAAAUAUAUAAUCUUUCUUCAGAGAGAGUCGAGGCAAAACAAGUGAUGGAUGGGGUUGUCUGGUACACAUCUGUCCUCUGAAAAAGGAUACGGCAGGGGGCUGUAGCCAGCAGUGUGUCGGUCUUUGGGCUUCACUUUAAAAUAGUGAUUAAUUCCUGCUUUCCUUCUGCACGCAACGUAUGUGUACCUACCUGUGUCAGUGGCCUUUUCAUACACCUGAUGAAUCUGUUAAUUUUGAAGGUGCUGCCAGGGGCUUCUGUUGAUUUCAGGAAGCCCCUUCCCCUCUUUCAUGAUGAAUAUUGGAGGGUGGGGGACAAAAAAGACUCUGAUUUCAAGAUGCUGUAUGAGCUCACUCCCUUUUACACUGCAAGAGACCAGUGAGCCAAUAUGGCGUGUAUUUUGAAGGCGUUGAGAUCGUCUUAAUGAGCUCUUGCCUUUCAGAUUAAGGCUGUAACCUUUUUUAAAAAAGAAAUGCAGGGUGUUUGGAAUGCAGACUUCAACACAAAACCAUAGUAGUUCUGUUGCUGUUCUUCAUGCCAUGUAGCAAUGUUUUAACGGCUUAUUUGCACAACUGGGUGAUGGUAAGCCUCUUUGGAGCUGAAACCCAACAGCAAAGCGAGUUGCAAAGAGCCCCAAGAUAACGGGGGACUCUUGAUUCUCCCCUUUGUUCACCUUGAGGUUGUUGCUGAAUAUAUUGAUAGUCAGCGGAACCUGGAAUUUGCCUCAGGUGCUUGGCACCCGAAGACGCUGCACCAAAGGGGUGAUGCAAAAGUUGCUGCUUUAUACAAGGCCAGCAAUACACACAGGACCUGGGAACCUAGGUGCCUGGACAUGCCUUGUUUUGAGUCAGACCUUUGGUCCAUCUAGCCCAGUAUUGCCUGCUCUGGCUGGCAGUGGCUCUCUUUGCCAACCACCUGGCCUUUCCCAUCUCCUGGUAAUCUUUUAAUUGGAGGCGCUGGUGAUUGGACCUGUGACUUUGCCUCUUCAAAGCCUGAGCUUGACAACAGCUAUAAUCAAUAUUUCUUCUACAAAAGGCUGGACCUUCCUCUACUGAGAGCCAUGCCCCACCCCACCCCCGCGCAUCCCUUUUGGCCCAGUGAAAGCUCACAUCAAGAGCCAGCUGCCCGUCAGUGAUGGAGGUCCUCUGCUAUUAUUAUUAUUAUUAUUAUUAUUAUUAUUAUUAUUAUUAAAUUAAUUAAAGUUGUAUGCUGCCCUUCAUCUGAAGAUCCCAGGGUGGUUCACAACAGAAAAAUACAAAAUGAGAAUGCAAAAUACAUAAUAGAACAACAAAACAAACAGAUUGAAAAAGCCCUAGAACGUUAAUCAGCCAAAUGCCUUGUUGAAGAGAAAUGUUUUUGUCUGGCGCCUAAAAAUAUGUAAUGAAGACGCCAGGCAAGCCUCCCUGGGGACAGCGUCCCACAAGCAGAAUUGCUACCCUCUACCUCUCGACGAGGCACGUGAAAAAGGGCCUCCCUGAAUCCUGACCUAGUUCACCUGAAAUUUAUUUUGCACUGAGUUUCUCGCACACACCAGGCACCCCCUGGGUCACCCUUACUCCCAAGGCAGGGGAUCUCUACACCAGGCCAGGCAGCCAAGGCAUUACAGCAUUCGUGGCGCAGGAGUGGUUUAAAGCCCAUCUGCUGCAGCUGCAAUCCUGACCCCACUUACAUGGGAGCACGCUUGAAAAUUUCACUGGGACUCAACUUCUGAGCAGAUCUGGUUAGCAAACUGACAUCACUAAAUCCAGAAUGAAGAGUACCUUGAAAUCCUGUGCUGGAAGGACUGAGGCUGCAAUCCUAAACACUUGCCUGAGGCCAGAUGCCCCCUGAAUUCAAGAUGACUUGGGGUCGUGCUGUAAGCUGUCCUGAAAUGUAAUGCAAAAUCUGGGGUGGGGGAGUCUGGGGUGUUCCAGAUAUUGGACUCCAAGUCCCAUCAGCCCGUCAGCAAGGCCAGUAGUCAGGGGUGAUGGGAGUUGUAGUCCAGCAACAGCUGGAGGCCCACAGGCUCCCCGUCCCUGGUUCACAAGGUCAAAGCGGUGGCUCUGGUGGUGCUUUUUAAUAAGUCCACCUCUUGGGGUAUAGGACUGGAAUGUGGACUUCUCUCAUUUCCCCAGAAGCUGUGCAAAAUGUGCCUGGGCAAUCUGAGCCAGGAGGGGGCAGAAUCUGGUCCAGGGGCCAAAGGUGGGCUUCCAGAACAGGCUGUGUGGGCUCCCCCCACAGGCCCCACUCCUCACCCAUCCUGCUGUGCUUCUGCCUGGCUGGAAUAUGUCCUUGAAUGGUGAGGAAGCACCUCUGUCUGUCUGUGUGGAUGGAUGGGAGGGAGAAAGGGAGGGAGGGGAAGGGGGUGUCCAUGAGUAAAUAUACUCCUUGGAUUGGAAAGGUUUCUUCACUCCUGGUCUAGACAAACACACACAGAGUUCUAGCCGUAAUUAAUCAAUUAUGAUGGUAACUUAUUCAUAAAUGUAACUCUUUUUACAUGAGUGUAUAGAUGUGUUAGCAACGGGGGCGGGGGGGGGAGAGAUUUUUCAAAUGUGCAAAUUUUUAUGGAGCCAUACUGGAUGGUUUUGCCAAAGAUUGGGGGGGCGUUCCUUUGCAAGUUCAGUGGGAUUUUAUCACCAUGUGCACAAAUAUUAUUUGAUGUAUCUUGGGAAGGACAGAAUUGACAACUGUCAUAAUAAGUAGACUUGGCUCUGUGGUGCGUACUACCUGGUUUGGGUGGGCUGGUUGCUUGUUUUUUAAUCACUUUUCUGUUGAAGGAUUUUUACCUAUUCUAGUUUGAAAAUAAUUGCUAAGAUGACUAAAAAUGAAACUAGAAAAUUAAAAUUAUUUUUCCAGUUUA